Molecule: messenger RNA, 2580 nt
Organism: Diaporthe amygdali
Lineage: Eukaryota; Fungi; Ascomycota; Sordariomycetes; Diaporthales; Diaporthaceae
Product: vacuolar atp synthase 98 kda subunit
Exons: 3
Coding region: 1-2580 (859 amino acids)
Biological process (GO): vacuolar acidification; proton transmembrane transport
Cellular component (GO): vacuolar proton-transporting V-type ATPase complex; vacuolar proton-transporting V-type ATPase, V0 domain; fungal-type vacuole membrane
Molecular function (GO): proton-transporting ATPase activity, rotational mechanism; ATPase binding
Source: RefSeq, a predicted model, not a curated record
AUGGCUCCGACGCGCGAUACUCCGUUCCGCUCUGCGGAAAUGAGCAUGGUGCAGCUGUACAUUUCGAAUGAAAUCGGAAGAGAGGUCGUCAACGCCCUGGGCGAGCUUGGCCUGGUCCAGUUCCGAGACUUGAAUGGCGAGCUGAGUGCCUUCCAACGAGCAUUCACCCAAGAGAUUCGGCGACUCGAUAACGUUGAACGUCAACUCCGAUACUUCUAUGCCCAGAUGGAGAAGACUGGAAUCCCCUUGAGAAAGCUGGACCUUGACUUGGAAACCCUUGCCGCCCCUACCACGACCGAGAUCGACGAGCUUGCUGAGCGAAGCCAGGGCCUGGAGAACCGCAUCUUCCAGCUCAACGACAGUUAUGAGACUCUCAAGAAACGGGAGGUCGAGCUGACUGAAUGGCGAUGGGUCCUACGUGAGGCCGGUGGCUUCUUCGAUCGGGCCCAUGGCAAUGUCGAAGAGAUACGAGCCUCAACCGAUGAGGACGAUGCCCCUCUACUACAAGACGUCGAGCAGAACAACUCCGGUCUUGACGUCGAACGCUCCUUUUCUGGAUUGAACAUCGGCUUUGUUGCCGGUGUGAUCUCCAGGGAUCGGGUUGCGGCUUUUGAGCGUAUCCUGUGGCGUACUCUGCGUGGCAACUUGUACAUGAAUCAGUCCGAGAUUCCUGAGCCUCUGAUCGACCCCAGCAACAAUGAGCCGGUCAACAAGAACGUCUUCGUCAUAUUCGCGCACGGAAAGGAGAUCCUGGCCAAGAUCAGGAAGAUCUCCGAGUCCAUGGGUGCCGAGGUUUACAACGUUGAUGAAAACAGCGACCUCCGGAGGGAUCAGAUCCAUGAGGUCAACGCUCGGCUCAACGACGUGCAGAACGUCCUGCAGAACACCCAGCAGACUCUCAACGCCGAGCUCACCCAGAUCUCGCGGUCUUUGUCUGCUUGGAUGGUGUUGGUCAACAAGGAGAAAUCCGUCUACAACACACUCAAUCUGUUCUCGUAUGACAGAGCACGGCGCACCCUCAUUGCGGAGGGCUGGUCUCCUACACAUGAUCUGCCGCUCAUCAGGUCUACACUUCAGGAUGUGAACAACCGAGCGGGUUUGUCCGUCCCAUCCAUCAUCAACGUCAUCCACACCAACAAGACCCCGCCGACCUACUUGAAGACAAACAAGUUCACCGAGGCAUUCCAGACCAUCGUGAACGCCUACGGUACGGCAACUUACCAGGAGGUCAACCCGGCCAUUCCUGUCAUCGUCACGUUCCCCUUCCUCUUUGCCGUCAUGUUUGGUGAUUUCGGCCACGCCUGCAUCAUGCUGUCCGCUGCUCUGGCUAUGAUUUACUGGGAGAAGCCACUCAAAAAGGUCACGUUUGAACUGUUCGCCAUGGUCUAUUAUGGCCGAUAUAUUGCCCUUGUCAUGGCUGUCUUCUCUGUGUUCACGGGUUUGAUCUACAACGACGUCUUCUCGAAGUCAAUGACCCUCUUCCCCAGCCAGUGGGAGUGGGACGCUCCCGACAACUACGUUGAAGGCCAGCAGAUCAGUGCCAAGCUCAAGGGCGACUACCGCUAUCCUUUCGGUUUGGAUUGGAUGUGGCACGGAACCGACAACGAUCUUCUCUUCUCGAACAGUUACAAGAUGAAGAUGAGUAUCAUCCUUGGUUGGGCUCACAUGACAUACUCGCUUUGCUUCUCGUAUAUCAACGCGAAGCAUUUCAAGAAGCCCGUUGACAUCUUAGGAAACUUCAUCCCCGGGAUGAUUUUCUUCCAGUCCAUUUUUGGCUACCUGGUUAUCUGCAUCAUCUACAAGUGGACCGUAGAUUGGUUCGCCAUUGGACAGCAGCCUCCGGGUCUGCUGAACAUGUUGAUCUACAUGUUUUUGCAGCCUGGUACACUCGACGAGCAACUGUAUCCUGGACAGAGCACGGUGCAGGUCUUACUGCUACUUAUUGCGCUCGUACAGGUUCCUAUCCUUCUCUUCUUCAAGCCAUUCUACCUCCGCUGGGAGCACAACAAGGCUCGAGCGCACGGCUACCGCGGUCUUGGAGAGACUCAACGAGUCAGUGCUUUGGACGGCGAUGACGAGGACGACAACGGCCAUGCGAUCAACGGAAGGCCGAGCAUCAACAGUGAUGACGAAGGCGUCGCCAUGAUCACACAGAAUAUUGACGAGGAAGAGCACGAAGAGUUUGAGUUCAGUGAAGUCAUGAUCCACCAGGUCAUUCACACGAUUGAAUUUUGCCUGAACUGCGUUUCUCACACAGCCUCGUACCUUCGUCUUUGGGCCUUGUCGCUGGCUCAUCAGCAGCUCAGUGCCGUGCUCUGGUCGAUGACCCUCGGGCCAGCUCUGGGCAUGUCUGGUGUUGUAGGCGUGAUUGCCAUCGUCAUCUUCUUUGCUGCGUUCCUUCUUCUCAGCGUCAUCAUUCUGAUCAUCAUGGAGGGUGUGUCCGCCAUGCUUCACUCGCUCAGGUUGGCCUGGGUUGAGUCUUUCUCUAAGUUUGCGGAAUUCAACGGAUGGGCGUUCGUGCCCUUCUCCUUCAAGAACAUGCUGGAAGAAUCGGAGGAGCUGAAGGAAUAUCUGGGUUGA